This is a messenger RNA of Acanthoscelides obtectus, 728 nucleotides long. The record is from the annotation of a GenBank genome assembly. NCBI's taxonomy places the organism in Eukaryota, Metazoa, Arthropoda, Insecta, Coleoptera, Chrysomelidae.
AUGAGUUCCCAGCGAGCGAAACUUAUAUUAAAGUUAGCAAAAACCAAAGCAAAAGUAGAGAAGAAAGAGAAUGGUGCGCAGGAUAGUUGGAAAAUUUCGCAGCAUAAUAAUAUUGGCAAUACCAGCAGUACUGCAGAGGAAGCUGUUAAUAGCGUCACGGUCAAUAAAGAGUCCCUAAACAUGAUUGAAAGUAAUAAUAUCCGCAAUAGUUUAAAAGAAGCCAAAAAUGCAACCGAAGAUCAGAAUAAUAUAGAGUCUGUAAAUCAGAUCGAUCUGCCAAGCCAAAACGUUAUCUCCCAAACGACAAUCAUUCCUGGUAUCAUCUUUGAUGAGAGUUCAGAAGAUAUUGGAGGUGUUACAUUAAUAAAUAGAACUCGAUCUCAAGGCUUACUUAGAGCGGAUGAAUAUGAAGAAUUCCCUAGCAGUAAUGGUUCUAGCAGUGAGCUAAUAGAAGAAGAAGCCACUUAUUAUUUUCUGUUGAACCUGCAAUUCAAACAGAUAACAAUUCAAGUAGUAGGUCCUCAAGUGAUUCGGACCCAACCAGUUCUGAAGAAGAACCUUUUGGUUCUGGUGCUUCAGAAGAAGAUCCUGAUUUUGAACCAGAAAACAUAUUGUCUUCCAGUGAAUCCGAAGUAGUUGGUAUACCUCAAAAUGUAGCUUUACCAAUACGUCGUUCAGUGCACUAUCCUUCUGAAACAGAGAAGCAAACUAAAAAACGAAAAAGAGUC